Messenger RNA from Trichobilharzia regenti, 2820 nucleotides. The record is from the annotation of a GenBank genome assembly. Lineage: Eukaryota; Metazoa; Platyhelminthes; Trematoda; Strigeidida; Schistosomatidae.
AUGGAGGAAAAAGAGGAUGAGGAGGUUGAAACGCAAAAGGAGGAAAAUGAGGGAAAGGAGCAAGCUGAGGAACCAGAAGAAGAGGUUGAAUAUUUGGAUGAAGACGUGGAGUGGAUUGCAGAUGAAGAUCGGCCAGCGGACAACUCUGAUGAAUCGGCUAACGAAGGCGAUGUAUUUGAAGAGCAAAUGGAUGUUGUCCAAGAGUUCACACCGCCUCAAGAUGAUACAUUCCAGUUGUUUUCAGGACAUAAAGAAAGUGUCUUCUGUGUUGACUUUGAUUGUACUGGCCAGUAUCUUGUCUCUGGUGGACAAGAUCAUAUAGCUAUCAUUUGGAAUGUGGCGACGGGUGUAGCUGAAUUCAUAUGUCAAGGUCAUGAAGAUUCUGUCCAUUGUGUCAAAUUUAGUCCAGAUGGUGGUUAUUUAUGCACUGGUGAUAUGGCUGGUAGUAUUCGUGUUUGGUUGAAACCGUUGAAAAGUGUUGAAACCUCCUUGGAAUGGAAAUUAUUGACUACACUGAAUACAGGAGAUCUUUUAUGGAUAAGAUGGUGGUCACCUCCAGCGAAUAGUAUUAACGUAAAGUCAAAAGUUGACAACACUUCUGGUUUACCAAAUCCUGCUGUCCUAUUGGCUGGAGAUGAAGAUGGUCUUGUAACUGCUUGGCCGGUUAAAGCGAAUUUAACAAAUACCAAUAGCGCGGCUAGUCAUGCAAAAUGUUUAUCAGGGACUGGUCAACCAGCUAUUGAUGCUAUCAUUCUACCGAGUACAGUGAAUACAGAUAAGCCAAAAUUAGCUGUCCUCUACAAAGAUGGAGAUCUACGUGUAUGGGAUUUAAAAACAGAAUCACAGAUCACUAGUCUUCAGCUGUGCAGUACACAUUCAAGUUUAUCUACUUUAUGCAGAGAUUUAGAAGUUUAUCAGUUGCUGUCACCUCAAUCAUUUACUACAUCUUCAGGGGGUGUCAAUUCAAGUGAAAGUGAUGUAUUUCUAAUCACAGGGAAUGGAUUUAUCUGUCCUGUAUCACUUAAGCAUACUCCUACUACUGAAAUGUUAGAUUCACGUUUAAAGAUUUUAGAUGUAAUCAAGACGGAGGAUGAUGGAUCAGUUGAAGCAUUGAGCUGUUCAUGGACGCAUCCAUUAUUUGCAUUCGGUACAGUGACUGGUAUUCUGGGCAUAUGCGAUACUCAAACACUUAGUAUACGUCAAAAAUGGAUGUAUAUCGAUGAAGAUGAUGGACAACCUAUCGGAAUUACGUCGUUAUGUUGGAGUCGAUAUAAACCGAUAUUUUUCACUACAACUGUUAAAGGUUCAAUAGUCGCAUGGCCUGGUAUCUCUGGUGAAAGAAUACAAUCGCCUUCGUUGUCGUCGCCUACCUGUAAUCAUCAAUCGAAAGAUCCAAUCCCAUUGAAAAUAUGGUGGGGUCAUAAAGCAAUGAUUUUAGAUUUAGCUUUACCGCCAUCAAUGCACAACUUAUCUAAUCAUAAUAAUAAUGUUGAAAUAAACAGUGAAAAAGGAAAUGAGAAUACCCUUCAGUUAUUGAAUAAUAGUAAGACAGAAUUGUACAACAUUGAACCAUUUUUGUGUACAGCAUCAGAUGAUGCAACCGUACGAUUCUUUGAAAUUAAUUUUUCCUAAGCAGCAACGUGUUUUUUUGACAUACAAUAAUUUCUCGUUUUGGCUCUAAUCAGGGAUGGAGGUUGUCUAAUAUGACUGGAAUGCGCCUGCGUCAGUACACGACAGUAGAACUGACUGAUCACUUGAAGUUAUAUCCCCCCCUUUCCCGGCACACACACACUGAGACAGACACCAGAUUCAGAUUCAACCGUGACAAUGUUUGUUUGACAAGAUGCACUAGUGCAUCAUAGUUAAAAAACCCUCAGAAAUUUAAGUCAUAAAUAAAUAUAUAAAACGAAUUUGAUAUUCAAGUGUUCGUUUGUAGGGAUUUGAUUGAUUGGUUACAGGAUUUCAUCAUGAGCCUACAUUGGGUAGAGAACCAUUGGAAAACCUGGGGUACUGGACAACUGUUUCGUCCCAGUGUGGGCUCCUUCAGCAGUACGCAUCCACCGGUAGGGUUCGAACCCUGGAUCUUCUGGUUACAAGGCAAGCUGGCUCGUAUACCAUUAAGCCGCUGGGGCCCGAUCCAAUGACUCAUGAAUUCUAAUUUCUGCCAAUUCACGACAUAGCGCAACCUCUAGCCAAUGCUCACUAGCGACUUGCCCUAUUCAGGUGGGCGGUUACCUGGAGUACUAGUGAGAAGUCGUGACCAGUGGGGUACAACAGGUCGGGUGUGAGGACAAAUACUCGUCACUGAUGACAUUGGCUAGGGGUCGCGCUAUGUCAUGAAUUGGCAGAAGUUAGAAUUCAUGGGCUGGGUAUUGGAUUGAGUACCAGUGGCUUAAUGGUCUACGAGCCAGUUAGCCUUGUAACCAGAAGGCCCUGGAUUCGAACCCUGUCGGUGGGUGCGUAUUGAUGAAGAGUCCCAAACUAGGUUGGUGAAACAGCUGUCCAGUACUCCCGAUGGUUCUCUAACUAAUGUCAGCGCAUGAUGAAAUCCUAUAACCGAAAAAACGAAUUUGAUUGGCUGUGUAAAAUCGAAAAUAAAUCCCUCAUAAAAAAAUUAAGCUAUUAGUAGUAAACCAAUCUAAAUUGUUCAAUAAAUAGGGUUAUCUUGUCAAUGCAAGUGUCGUUAAUCACGGCUAACAAUGAAGUUUGUUUUAAUGUAUGUUUUUGAUAGCAUUUAGAAAAUCAAAACAAGUGAUUCAGCGAAGAGACUCUUUUCAACGAAUUUAUCAUCAAGCUGUAUAUAUAUAUAUAUAUAUAUAU